Molecule: messenger RNA, 1797 nt
Organism: Vespula pensylvanica (western yellowjacket)
Lineage: Eukaryota; Metazoa; Arthropoda; Insecta; Hymenoptera; Vespidae
Gene: mldr
Product: mitochondrial ribonuclease P catalytic subunit
Exons: 4
Coding region: 230-1750 (506 amino acids)
Biological process (GO): mitochondrial tRNA 5'-end processing; tRNA 5'-leader removal
Cellular component (GO): mitochondrial ribonuclease P complex
Molecular function (GO): ribonuclease P activity; protein binding
Source: RefSeq, a predicted model, not a curated record
GUAGUUUGUCGAUUGUCGUUUGGUGUCACUUCUUAACAUUCGAAAUUUUUUAGGAAUUUUCUAUCUGUAACUCAGACAUAAUCCAGAUGUAAACCUGAUGCAUUUGCGAUAAUUAGUUGUACUGAUUCACUUUUACUGAUUUUGACUUGUGUAACCUAUAAAACUAUUAACAUUUAUAAUUAUUUUGAAUGAUAAUCCUAUAUUACAUUGAUAUAUAUUUUUUUCUGAAAUGGAAUUUAUUAACACACGAAUUAAAUUUCUUUUCCGUCGAAAAAAUUUACUGAACAAACAAAUAAUAAAUAAAAUACAAAGGAUAAAUACAAAAUCAAAAUUCAGUGAAAUAAAAAAAACUUUACUUCCAUUGUUAGACACAGACUAUCCACCACAGGAUUUAUGUUUUAAUAUACGUAAUGAUAUAAUUAAUAAACAUUCUGUGCCUGAACGUGCUGUAGACAUAAAAAUCUUGGAUGUAUUUAUGCUAGAAAAUAAACUUGAAAGUGCUAAAAUUUACUUCAAAUAUUUAAAAAGUAACAAUUAUCCUAUUACUAAGUUUAUUUUGAUAAAAUAUCUGGAAUUACUUAGUCUAAAAAAAACAUCAAUAUCGAAUCUCGAAGAAGAAGAAAUUUUAUAUAUAUGUGAUGUAAUAAGAAAGGAAUAUGAAUAUAUACCGCCCUCGAUUUUAUUAAUUUAUGUUAAUGCUUUAUGUUUGACUAGUAAAUGGGAAACAGUACUUGAUAUAAUUAUAUCUAAUAGUGAAGAAAAUAUAAAUGUUAAAAUAAUGUCAUAUGUAGCAGCAGCGGCAUUUCGUAAUGGGAAAGCAAACGUUGGAUAUGAAUUUAUAAAUAAAAUAGAGUUUAAUUGUCAAGAUAUGUAUAAACGUAAUCAAAUAUAUAAUCAAUAUUUAAAUUAUUAUAUAAAACAUAAGAAAGAUCAAUUAAAUGAUGCAGUUAACAAAAUGUUUCAUUUUUGGAAAAAACAUGAUAUAGUACCAUUGAAAUCGAUUAUUGAUAGUUUUGUAGAUACUUGUAAACAAUCAGAAUGGGAGGCACAUUAUGUUCACAUGACAUUUGAUGGACAAUGCAGUCAUUGUAAAAAUUAUUUAUCACAAAUGGCUCUAAAGACCAACUUUAACAAACUAUUUAAGUCUGUGUUAUCUGAACUACUAAUAGGUAAUGAUAUUUUUCAAAAGACCACUCCAAGUGAAUUUACUCAAUUUAAAGAAUUUAUUGAUAAAACAAAGCCAUUUGAUAUUGUGAUAGAUGGUCUUAAUAUGGUAUAUGGAAUAUUCCAUAAAUCAGUGAUACAGGACAUAAUAUCACAAUUUGUUAAAGAACGUAAAAAAAUUCUGGUUAUUACACGGGAACAUAAAUUUAAUUCAAUUAAAUGGAUGCUUAAGUUCGAUAAUAUAUCUAUUUAUCUUCUUAAAAAUAUAACAGACGAUGAUCUCUAUAUGUUAUAUGCAACUUUAGCAAGUGGAAGUAAUGCGAGAUUUCUGUCAGUAGAUCUACUGCGAGGACAUCUUAAUAAACUCAAAGAUGUGAAUAUGCGGAAAGCAUUUACGCGGUGGCAACUUACACAUCGGUAUAGUUGGAAUCAUGUUGGUCAAAAGAAUAUUUUGAUCAAUCCUAUAUCAUAUAAUCCUUACGCACAAAUUAACAAUGGACAUUGGCAUAUUCCUUAUAAAGAAACAAAUAAAUCAUUGCACACGCCUAUCGAUACAUGGGUUUGUUUAUGUCAUUCAAGAAGAUAAUUUAAUAAUAAGUAUAUUCAUUUCAUUCAAUCUUUUUUAUAGAAAAU